Messenger RNA from Phytophthora infestans T30-4, 1330 nucleotides. RefSeq lists its product as uncharacterized. The record is from RefSeq and is a predicted model, not a curated record. Gene Ontology annotation, molecular function: histone H3K79 methyltransferase activity. NCBI's taxonomy places the organism in Eukaryota, Oomycota, Peronosporomycetes, Peronosporales, Peronosporaceae. The coding region runs from base 87 to 1232 and encodes 381 amino acids. The transcript has a single exon.
CAGCUUCGAUGGCGGUCAUGUCGCCGCAGCCAUCCGGGGGCCCUUUCCUGUCCCCCACUCGCGGCGACGCCCUCAAGAAGCGUCCGAUGUCGUCGCCAUCAGCUGCGGGUGACAAGCCCCCUAAGACCCCGGGAAGCUCCACCGUUGGCCGUAAGCGUAAGAGUCCCAGCACACAGCCAAGCAGCAAUGCUACGACACCCGCCUCCAACAAGAAGAGGACGCGGCUGUCUAUUGGCACGCCCGGCAAAGUGACGCCAUUGGCCGACGUCCGUGAGCGAGAAGUCCAGCGAACCUUCACGGAGCAUGAGGUAUCUGAAGUAUACAAGGCAAUCCGUAAGCAGACGGGGAGUCUUGGUGGCAACGCAGCCGGUGGAGCCAUCUACGGAGAGAUCACUCAAGCGUCGUUCCAAAGAGUAGUUGACUAUAUGAAAGAGAAGUGCGAACUCUCCAAGAGCAGCCGCUUCAUCGAUGUGGGAUCAGGACUGGGCAAGCCCAAUUUCCACGUAGCUGUGGACCCUGGCGUACAGGUCUCGUACGGCAUUGAACUUGAGGAACUUCGUUGGCAUCUGUCACUGCACAACCUACGCAGCGUCUUGUCACUGGACUCGCAACGCAAGAAACCUCUAGCGACGGUAUUCACAGCGGGAGAUAUCACACACGCGCACUCGUUCGAACCCUUCUCCCACGUGUAUAGUUUCGAUGUGGGAUUCCCGCCUGACGUCAUGGACAAGAUGGCCGAUAUGUUCAACCGCAGUUCAGCCAAGUACUUUGCCAGUUUCCAUGUACCACGUAAAGUUGUGGACAUGUACGGGUUUUCUGUAGAGAAUAUCGGACGAGUGGCGACGUCCAUGGCAGGUUCAAGUGAAGGACACCAGUGCUACUUCUAUCGACGUGUAGCGUCCACUGAUGAGGAGAGUGAGUCGGAGAAUGAACAGGUGUCGGUGAAGAUGUCGCCUCCCAAUAACAGCACGAAUGGUCCACCGAUGGCUGUGGAUCCUCUCUUUAGUAAGGGUAUCGAACUGCUGAAGGGCGGUAGAGAGGGCAUGGUCGAGUGGAUUGCAGACUUCUUUGGCCAAGCGAAUGCCGGACGCACCCGUCGUCAAAAGCGUGAGCUGCGUGAACGCCCCAUGGACUCGUACUACCCCACCGUCAAGUCUCAUGUAACAGCGGGACGGAAAAGCACCAGGAAGAUGCCGAGAGCGACCAAACGCAAGAUCAACCUGCGUGUCUAAGCUGUUUGCUCUACUGUUCAAAAGCAAAUUACUACAGUACAACAAGCACUUUGUAGUUAAAAAGGGGGGAACACAAACACAUGCAUUUUAACGCUCUA